This is a messenger RNA of Caenorhabditis auriculariae, 3348 nucleotides long. NCBI's taxonomy places the organism in Eukaryota, Metazoa, Nematoda, Chromadorea, Rhabditida, Rhabditidae. The record is from the annotation of a GenBank genome assembly.
AUGGCGACUUUAACUAUGGAUAGCAUCUGUGACGAGUUCGAAAUAAUUGAUAGCGAAGAAGAUAAAGGUUUCUUUACUUAAAAGGUCUUUUUUCAGGCGAAAGAAAUAAGGAGCUUAAACCUCAGAGUACUCCAGAACCCUCUAUUGCUUCUUGGUGUAUAAAUAUGUUAUCAAAUUUGAAGGUUUUCUUUUUUUGCUCUAUUUGAUAAUUUAGGAAACGGAGAGGCGUGGUCUAUCCAACAAAGCAUCAGAAUCGAUCCUCCUCUUUUCGACCAUUCAGAGGCUUUUAUUAGUUCUGUGAAGGAAAACGAGCUCCACUCUGCUUCGAGAAAUAACACUCUCACCAGAGAGAAUGCCUCCGAGCAAAAGUUAGUUUGCAAAUAUCUUGUCUUACAAUCCGGUUAAUAACGGUUUCAGUGAUAAAAUUUGAAAAAAGUAAACGAUUUAGAAUUAAAGAUGAUUUGCUUCUUUCGAUUGUUCUGUCAUUUCUCUCGAAAGAAGGUAGUCGGAAGAAACGUAAAUAUGAGAGAAAAUCGUAGUACACGCAAUCACUUUGAAAAAUGCAUACAAGAGUCAAUUCUGCUCGAAAAAUCUAGUAUAUUCUUUGAUGGUCUCCAUUCUAGCAGCCUGGUGGCGGAUGCUCCCAAAGAUACGCCGAUUUUGCAAGCAUCUGUAAUCCCGGACGUCUCCUUCGUCAACCCUUUGGAAAUGAAUUGUGAGUCUGAAAAAAUCGUUCCAUUCGUCCAUUCCUGUCUUUUUCAGCAUUGUCGAGCACCAGCGACGACGUGGAAAGUCUUCAGAAUCACACCGAAGCUGUCCUUCAGGCUUCUCUCGUGUGCAUCGGAAAGCUCAGAGAGCAGGUCUGAAUGGCCAUCCAAACAAUUGAAAGUUGAUUUUCAAGAUCAUGUCAACCUCAACACUGGCGUCGGAUGCUAGUGAAAAGGAGAAGUUACGCUUCGAAAGCUUGAAGUCUGAAAUGAACGCCUUAGCACUGGAAAAGAAAGCUGUCGAUGAAAAGGUGUUUCUGAAUAUUAGGUUGUUCAGAAAGUUAUUGCGGUUUUAAUUAUUUGACUUCAAAUGAUCCUAACUUCGCUUAGAGUUCUUACUUCUGAUCAAAACAAAAACCAUCUUAUUGAGUGGCCAUGUGACAACAAAAAACACAAAAAUUUUAGUCGAUGAUAUCAAGCCCUGAAUUACUGGGGGCUUUAAAACUCUCAAAGCCUUUUUUGAGAGGGUUUUGGUUUCGAAGCAUUUUUUACGCGUGCAAGUAUUUUCAAAGUUUGGAGAGCUGUUGUUUAGCAAGGUAGGGGUUGAAAAAAGAGAAAAAUAAACAAAAAUCAUUUUUUUCUUGUUUCGUUAAUUUUUUUACUGGCAACUUCCGCAAAGCGCGAUACAGGACAAAAACGUGACUUUUUUUAGUUUCGAUGUUUUUCAAAAUUUUUUUAUACACUAAUUCGUGGAAUUUUUGAUUAGUGAACAACGUCGCUUUAAUGUUGUAGAGUAGAAAGUUGAGAAUAGUUAUAAAAAGUUAUAACAACUGUAGAAAGCCAAGAACGAGCUCAAUCGUCAAUAUUUGAUAGGUUGAGUUCGAAGAACUAUCCAAAGCGGCGCCUUGGGCUAUCCAAUAAUAAUAGGCUUUAAAAUUGUUGUAGACGACUUUCUUAUUAUCGUGAUUCAAAAAGUCCUAUUCUAUCAAAAAAAAUAAGUCACUUUUCCCUUUUAAUUAGACGAAAAGAAUAACACUGCGUUAUGGUUUAAGGGAGAUUUGUGAGGAACACAUUUAGUAGGCUUUUCUGGUCUCUGAAAAAGUUCUCUAGUCAGGAACUUUGCUAGCGACAUCUAUACAUCUUCUCAAGCAACAACAAAAAGUUUUUCGCAAAUGUGCAGCUACCAGGACGUUUUGUUACCGCGCAGUAGAAACAUAACUCGAAAAUGACUGUUCUCAGUUGUCGAGCUCAUAAUCUUGGCCAAUGUUUUUUCCAGCAGCAAUCACGUUGCAUGUUUGAAAGUAGUUACUAUGUCAAACAAAUAGUAAAACAUCGAGUGAUUUCAACGCUUAUAAGUCUAGUUGAGAGAAGAACAAAAAAGCUACUAUAAUCGCUGUUUUUAACCCUUUUUUCAAAAUUACAUAAAACUUACACAAUUCUGUUUCGAAUGAUACGGUUACAUUUAAAAAAUAAAACAAACCACGCGCUUCAAAAUGACAUAUAACUUUGUCAAGCCAGUCUAAAGUCCAGUUCAAAAAAUCUCUUGCAAGGGGGAGUAUCAAAAACCGCAAAAACUUUCUGAGCAUCCUAAUAUUUCUUCUGGUUUUAAUUCUUUCAUCCAGCUGGCUGAACUUCAAGAAAAACACGAAAGAAUGGCCACGAUGGACGAAAUUCUCAAGAAUGAUCUUCACGAAACCAGGUAUGUUGAUAGCCGAACUUGUCUGGAAUCGCAGUGACUUUAGAGCUCACCGUGACGAAAUCAUGGCCAAGUACGUGAGAGAGAAAGAACUGCGAGAGCAUUUUCAGGGCCAGCUGACUGGUUCAAUCGGGAAUGGUUCUAAAGACUUUCCUAAAUAUAUCGCUUGGUUCUGUAUUCAGGAAAUAAAAACGUAACGGAAAGUGUGCUGCUGCGCCAGCUCUCGGAUCACACCAACCAUAUUGUGGCGCUCGAGAGCGAGGUCUCAGAUCAUUUUUAUUUUGUUUUUAUACAUCCUAUUUGCAGCUGAAAAACCUGCGCAAACAGCUCGAAGUGGAGAGACAAGAUUCGCUAAAGUUCAAGGAAGAAGCGAAUAAUCAUUCAGAAAUCGCCAAGAUCUUGGCCGAGGUUUGUAAUUUUUUUUUUCAUACGAUUCUUUGAAAAAAAAAAUAGGAUCUUUUUAAUCAAAGACAGAAAGUUUCAAAUUGAUGUUAAUUGUCCAACAUUCUGUCAAAAAUAUGUUUUAGUCGUAGAGCAAUGUUAGUUAGGUGAAAAAGCCCCCAGUGAAGUGAAUUUAAAACUUAAAAAAUAGUAGGAAAUUUGAAUUUUGAAAUAAUUUAUAGCAAAAUUACUAAGUUUUUCGAAAGCACAAUGAGUAUAUUCAUAACAUUUUCGAAGUAAAAAGCCAUUUCGGAGGUUUUUGUAAGUAAAUAAAGUAUUCAGCGCUUUCACACUGCUUUUUUAACGUAGCCAAAACUGUUUUCCAGGACCAAACAGAGAGUAGACGCAUGCUGGCCGACCAGGACUACAAAAUCAAGAUGCUGGAAGAACAGUGCCAGAAGUCCGCGUCUCACAGCGUUCGUUCAACUCCUUUUUAUCGCCGAUGUUUCAAACCCAAUAAAAAACCUCAUUUCUCUGUUUCAGGAUUUCGGCGACGGCAUCUAA